AAUGGAUCGUUGACCGUUUGCUUACCUUCGGUCGGUUAGAUCCUAUUCCCAAAGAUGACGGUUACAUACUCAUCGGUUGUGGCAACUGCGAAAUAUUGGACUUUUAUAAGAUUAUUGUUUAUGUGGAAAGGAAGCGUUUAUCGUCUGGUUUGGUUCGAGUUUUUGGUCUUCGUCGGUAUAUACUCCGUUUUAUCUGUUACAUACAGGUUUAUCCUCAGUGCGACACUGAAGAGGUUAGUUAAAUUGUCCAAACGUUGACGCUGAAUAGCUACAUACAUAAAUGAGGUUUUUAGUUAACGUCUUAUUAGUGAAAAAUUGAAAUUAGUUAGUAGAUUUUAGAACUCACUCGUUUGUUGCAACCGUGUUCGUUGUGAUAAUCUCGGAUUUCCUGUCCGUUUCCUACCUUAUACAUAUGUACGUUUUGCCAAUAUGAACCCUUUCAAGGCGGUCUCCAGUUGACUUGGUGAUACACUCCAUAUAAAACUCUAAGGAGUCAUCAGUUAUCAAUUGGGUCAAUAUUGUCAUAAUAAUUUGUAGAAAGGACUUCGGAAUCCAAGAUCGAACCAGAUGCCUUUAAGGAUUUCUCGGAGUAAUCACCUCUUUAAACCUAAUGUCAAGUAUUUUGAGCUAUUGUGCAUCUAUUGUGGCCAGUACAACGAAACGGUCCCUGUAGCAUUCGUUUUGGGCUUUUACGUUUCACUUAUUGUUCAACGUUGGUGGGAACAGUUCCUAGCAUUACCAUGGCCUGAUCGUUUGGCUUUGUUUAUAACAGCUUUUUGUCAUGGGAACGCUGAACGCCCAACAAGAAUCAGGCGAAAUAUAGUUCGAUAUAUCAAUCUAUCUUAUUGUAUUGCUUUACGUGCAAUCUCAUCUCGAGCUCGCUUGCGUUUUCCAACAGAAGAACAUCUUGUUACUGCAGGAUUGAUGACACAAGAAGAAUUGGAUAUUUAUCGUAGUACUCAACCCAGUGAAUAUACUUUAUACUUUGUUCCGUUAGUAUGGGCCCUAGAUAUGGUUACAAAAGCUCGUGAAGAAGGCUACAUACGCUUUGAUAGAGCUGUAGAAAUUUUGACGAAUGAAAUCACAUCAUUUCGUAGUAAAUUAGGUACAAUAUUUGCUUAUGAUUGGGUUAAUCCUCCACUCGUGUAUACCCAAACUGUAACAAUUGCUGUAUAUGGAUAUUUUGGUACAUGUUUACUUGCAUGGCAGUAUUUAGACCCAUCGAAAGGAUACGAAGGUCAUGAUGUUGAUAUUUAUGUGCCAAUUUUCGGUUUACUACGUUUCUUCUUCUAUAUUGGAUGGCUGAAGGUUGCAGAGUCAUUAAUUAAUCCAUUUGGUGAAGAUGUUGAUGAUUUUGAAAUUGAAUAUUUAAUUGAAAGAAAUUUACAAGUUUCUUAUCUAAUUGUCGAUGGAAUGCAUCAUGAGCAUCCUGAUCUUGUACGUGAUGCAUACUGGAAUACUACAGACAUUGUACUACCAGACUGGACAAAAAUUGCAACUGAUGGCGGUGCUGCAGAAGCCAAUUUGGACGCAUCAGAAGGAGCUGAUAAAUUUAUUGGCUCGUUAGCAAAUAUUGAUGUUACCGAACGUAGACCAAGUGUAUUAUUUUGGAAUAGUUCAAAUCUGCACCGACGAAGGACAUCUUCAACGAGUGCAAAAUAAUUACUAUUAUUAUUCCAGCUGGAUUGGAGUUUUGAAAAUGAUUUGUACUUCUGAUUAAUAAACUCCUGACUAUUAUCUUAUAACUUGACUUAUUUCUUUAAUUUAUGUAUUGUUAGCGGGACAUAGUGGAUUAAAGCAUGCUCAAUGCACGAUUGCUUUGCUGCACGCUGAUUGGCUAAUUCUUAUCCAAUCAGCAACAGCCGACACUUGGAGAGUACUUUAGAAUCUUAUGUAAAAACUAUAAAUAUACUAACGUUUUCCCUCUUGCACUGCUUACUUCCAUCUAACCUUGUUGUUUGGAAUAUAAUCUCUUUCCUGUUCAACCGUGUUCUGAUUUGGGGACUAAGCAAUAGGAAUAGCUGGGUUGUAACCGUAAGAAAGAGAUUAUAACAUGCAUCUAUUAUCUCAAAGACAAUUAUUGAUUAUUGUAUACAUCUAUCUCCAAUUGUUGCUGUUUUUAUUGUCAUUAGUAAAUUUUAAUUAUCAUGUUCAACGUUCUUUCCAAAUAUUGAUUUUGUUAUUUUUCUCUAGAAGAUCUCCACAAAUAUCAUAAACAAUAAUUUUGAGCUUAGAUCUAUGACUUACAUAGAGAUAUAUCUUAAUGACAUAUGGAAAACAUCUUUUUUUUAAAAAAAUAAGUAUUACUUGUAUUUUUGUUUUUUAUUUGUAUAAUCCAUAAUGAAUUGACUAAAUUUUGGUGUUGUUGAUCUAAAAUAAUGUGAGAAAUCUUUUUGUAAUUUAAUUUGCCUUAAUUGAGAUUUUUAUUCACAUUGAACCAAACAAACAAUUUUGUUCAAUAAAAUUGAAAGAGGGAUAAUGAUGAUUGAAUGGAAUAUAUGAAGUACAAUCUUUUUUUCCAUACUUUGAAGAGUUCAAUUCUUAUCUUGAAUAUGAGAGUUAGAUGUGUAUUGUAAAAAAAAUCGUAUUUGAAUAAUAACAUAAUAAACAAAUUUAUUACUUAACCAU
This is a messenger RNA of Schistosoma guineensis, 2628 nucleotides long. Lineage: Eukaryota; Metazoa; Platyhelminthes; Trematoda; Strigeidida; Schistosomatidae. The record is from the annotation of a GenBank genome assembly.